AUCGACGGCGCAUGACUUGCGCAGAUGCUCGAGUUACUCCCGCCAUUUAUUUUUUUCCCUUGCACUCCAGAUCGACCCGUUGAUUCUUACUGCACUCAUGGUUGCACAGGUUUGACAGGCGAUGAUCGUUGCCUUUCCUCCAGGCGAGGCAAUUCAGCUCCAUCGCCCUCCCAUCGGCUAAUCGAUGUCGCAACGACGCAAAACCCCGAGCGAGCAAAAUUCAAUGCCUCCUACCGAUGGAAAUAGCCCCGAUGCGUCGCAAGAAAUUCGAUCGCUUCCACAGCGAUCCGAUGCGGGUUCAUCCCGGCGGCCAGCUGUCCCCACGAGCGACGGCCGAGCGAGCGGGGAGCUUGAGGGGAGCACACUGGGGAGCAGCUCUCGUGAGGGUGAACGAAGGACACCGGGCCAGCGCAGGACACAGAGUUCCAGCGGAUUUCUGUUAGACUCCUUACCCCGCUCAUCAAGCUUGAGAAUCGGCUCGCACCGAGCUCGCCCUUCAGAGCCACCGACAGAGAAACGCAGUGCCCCCGACGGUGAUAUCGUGGUAUCUAAGAAACGAUCGCGCUUUCCAUGGAGUCGUCAUAAGCCUUCGGCAUCCGAACCAGCUCGAGUGGUGUCUGAGUCAAGCCCAAUAGCGGCCGAUCAAGCUCCGAUGCCAACCCCCGAUGUGGAACAAGCUAAAACCCCGUUCCGCGCGACCUCUGGAACGCAUGGCGAUCAACAGGCUGCUGCUGCGGCGCCCGGUAUGGAUAGAGACUCGCUUCAGAUUGUGAAUUUGGCUUUGAAUCUGAAUGAGUCUCGGAGGAGGACUGCCUCCGGGCUCACCCCUAGUCCGAACAUGCGGAGACCUCUGUCUGUGUCGCAACCUGCCGCUGCACCCUUGGAGCUUCUCCCACCAGCUUCGACGGGGAUAAGUAUACAGCGCGACUCAUCGUAUCGUGAUUAUACUCAGACCCUUGGCGACGGCUCCCUCGAAGGACUACAGUCCAACGCGAAGUCCCCGGUGGUGGAUUUCCUGCCAUCUACUGUUGCGAACGACAACCGAUUGUACGAAUUCUCUGAAAGGACCCUCGCCCGCGCAGAUCGGGCUCGUCGCCACUUUGAGCUUUUCCAGGAGUAUCUGCGACUCCUUCCCUCGCUGCCCCCACUGCGAAAACCCCGGGUCGCCGACGAUUCUGAUUCCUCGGAUUCUCCACCUGUCGUUGCAUCAACAAGCAGGGGCUAUAAUCCCCUCCAAAUGAUUCGGAAUCGAAAGAUUAGAUAUCGAGAGAAAUGCCCCAUUGACCCAGAAGCUGGUGGCUGGUAUGACGUUGGCAAAGUCCAUGACUGGGUCAACUCUAUUCAACAGCGAUACAGCGACAUGGCCUAUGAUGAGAUGCAGAUAAUUAAGCUUCCAUCCUUCCAGCAAGGCCAUCAUCCUGCAUGCCAUGGAGAAUCGCAGGAUAUCGACAUGACCGUCUCGCCCCCUGCCAGCUUGAGACGCGUCAGUCGUACUAAUAGUGUCAAAGCAACUCGCCCACGUCUCGACUGGACGAGCUCCCCAACAGAACUACUAGCUGAUGUUGCAUGGCUCGAGGACAGCUCAAACAGGGCCAAGAUCGUCGAUAGAGAUGGCAAUAAACUCUACCCCGAUUCAACAGAGCUGGUCUUCAGGGAUGCCAGCAUGGAGUACGCUCAGCAGAUACCACGUUUGUCGGUUGAGAUGGCAUAUACCAAUCAAGAGGAGGCACCUUCCCGCAACGAUUCUUUGUCUAGCGCUCGGCCGGCCUUGGAACCUGAAUUUAAGAGUGUUGGGCGAGGUCGGCACAAACACCGAUUCCAAAGUCAUUCCCACGCACGAAGUCAAAGUGCCUCUAGUUCGGUAAAGCGCUCUCGAUGGGACAAGGUUAGGAUGCGCGCUGGAAGCAUGUCCAGUGAUUCCAGCCCAGAGCGGCGCAAGUCUUCAGAUCGAAGCCGCCGAGCUUGGGUACACUCACGAAAUAAAUCCGAGGCCCUCAUGCGUAAAGAAACCUCCAAUGUUUCGGAGCCACGAGUUUCUCGCUCCAAAUUACCCGCUGCUGCUUUUGUCAAUGAUACGGCCAAACGUGAAUCAUCCGAACUUCCGACGCUCACUACCAAGGCGAGUCAAGUGGGCCGACGAGCCUCGUUCUCCUCAACUGGCAGUUUGGACGAUAAAUACAAUCCGAGAAUGUCUUUGGAGGCAAUGGAUAGCACCGCACCAAACUCUCCUGCUUACGCGGGAUUUUUCCCAAGCAUAGCAGUCAAGUUGUCUCCGCCUUCAAGCCGGUCCCCCUCACCAGCCAAGAAGGGAUUGCGUCGCAAAAUUGUUUCCCGUCAUGAACGGAGUAAGAGCAAGCAAGGCCACCGGGACUCCCGUGAGCACGAAGACGAGAGCCUGAAUGCAGUUACUUCUCAGCCUUCCUGGCCGUCUCAGGAGCAGUCUGAGCGACCGUCCAAGCUUCAACCCAGUCCUCUUCCGGAUACUGUAUCCUCAUCUUACUUCGAUGACCAAGGAGUCUCCGAAGGUCGUUCUGACAGCUACAGGGGGCGAAAAGGGCAGCAUUUGCCGGAGUCUAAGCUCCGAGGAAUCUUUAAAGGCACCGGCCGGAUUGCUGAGAUUGUUGGCAACGAGGUCUCUAAGGUUGGGGACAUGAUUCUGAAGAAGGAUACCCUUCCUGAUUCCCGCAAAUCAUCAUCCGCGACUACAGUCGCUUCGGACGACAGCGAUUCAGGUGAAGAUGAGAGGAAAACAGACAAACGCUCUGGGCCAAAGGGACUACUACGGCGCCUGCCCACUCUUACAGACGAGCCCGGUCGUCUUAUGCGUCGGGAAUCUGAGAAAGUCAUAUCUUCUAGAAGCUUCAAACCUUCUCUACCAACCUUCGCGUCCUCACUACGACAAGAUGACAAGAGUGGAGGAUCGAAUGAUGCCGUUGAGCUUGGCAGUUCUCGUGAGCGUUCAGUCGCAUCCCGGCGACCUGAAGAACAAGAAGGGCCUAAGAGAAUCGCUUUGUCUCGCAGCAAAACGCUCGACUUUGGCCCAGCCUUACAAUCCGCCCGUGCUCGCAUAAAAUCAUCGAAUCCGAUCAAAGAUCCAUCGAAUCCUUUCAGCCUUACUCAACCCCCGGUGACUGGACUCGCUCGAGCUCGAGCAUCACCAGGACCUCCUGGUAGGAGGCCUGCUGGGUUGUCGGGCACAGGUCGGGCCUGGAGUAUUUCAGAUCGCAGUCUCCACUCAUUGAACGACUCCGGCGUUCCAGGCAAGACUGAGAUUGAACGUACUCGAACUCUACUUCUUGCGUCCGGCAUCAAAGCUCGGGAAAUAACCCGCAGAGCCCACAGCGCGCGGGAUCCUCCUAACUGGCUUGCAGACUCUAUGGGCAACAGUUCCUCCGUUCCUCGAGUCACUCGAAUUAAGGAAUUUGAUACCGCUGCCCAAGGUUUCUUGCGCAGGUUUGAAAUGACCCAAUACUCAUUCCAGCAAUCAAUGCAUCAUUUCUCUACUUCUACCUCAUCACCUCUCCGCUCGCAGCUAAGGGACCUGGAAACCCUUGUCAACCAAACCCUCACGCCCCGUGUCCGAGCCACCGCCGAUAGUGCCGAGGACCUAUGUGUCCAACUUAAUACCACCAGUACUCUCGCUGUGAAAGCUCUCAGUGAUGCCCUCGACAGAGGUGUUCGGAAGCGUCGCCGACGACUGCGUUGGGUUCGACGUGCAGGGUUCGUCGUACUGGAAUGGGCACUUGUCGCCAUGCUUUGGUGGGUCUGGCUCAUUGUCAUGGCCUUCAAACUUGUACGUGGCAUCUUCCGUGGAGCUGUCUCCGGUGCACGUUGGGUUCUCUGGCUCUGAUCCGGAUACGAUGAGCCCUUGAGAACGGUCCUCGACGAAAGACCUCGUUCAACCCUGAUACAACUUUUGCUUUUUCUUCUCUGUUAUUGGACUGUGGCUUCACACUUCCGCUAUAGCGCGCAUAUACCCUUUAUCUCGGUGUUACUGGCUCUUCUUGUGCUUCUUAUGGAUGUAACAUACAUGUGUUAAUAAAUUCUGUCACAUACUGGCAUUCAACUGGAAACAUUAUCGGGUACGUACUUUUAGUCCACAUGAUGUUAAAAGUAGGAAAAUCGGAAUCUCUUCUCGAUGUAAUUGAAAGCUGGUCAACGCCAAUACUUUUAACCAAGCAUGGGAUUGUCAAUGUACUGUACCCUGAAUUUCCAGAGUCCAAUCUACC
Penicillium brasilianum is the source of this 4229-nucleotide messenger RNA. Lineage: Eukaryota; Fungi; Ascomycota; Eurotiomycetes; Eurotiales; Aspergillaceae. The record is from the annotation of a GenBank genome assembly.